GCGCUGGGGGAGAUACGUUGUGCGAGGUUAUAUCGGGGCGGAGGUGUAAACCGACGCGAAUCAUGUUGAUUUAUUUGUGACAGGUGACGGCGAAGGGACUGGACGGAGACGUAACAUGACAGCGGCACGUAAACGGUACUGUUGACGAUAGUAAUAGACCCUCGCCCGCGGACAAACGGGAUUCUCUCGCAAUGGCCGAUAACAAUUUGCCGAAAGUUUUCGCAGCUGAGGACUUUAACCCGGAGAAAUUCGUGAAGGAGCUGAGCGCGCAAUGCGUCGGCGCGGACGAAUUGAGGCAGCAGCGUGCGAAGAUCCAGGAGCUGGCGAACAACACGUCCGCACAGUUGAAGCGGAACGUCUACCAGAACUACAUGCAGUUCAUCGAGACCGCCAAGGAGAUCUCGCAUCUGGAGAGCGAGAUGUAUCAGCUGUCCCAGCUGCUGAGCGAACAGCGCGCCCUGCUCAGCACCCUGGGCUCCACCAGAACGACGGGCGUUGUUUUCGAGGAUCUGCCCGAGUCGCAGCAGGAGAACUCGGCCGAUCCUAUAUCGAAGGAGGAGGAGCAGAAGCAGAAGCUCAUUCAGCUGAUUGAAAAUGUGGAGGGUGCUCUGAGCCUAGCCGAGACUCCAGGACGCGUGUGUUUACACGAAGGUUCCCUGCUCGAGUUAGACCCGCUCGAGGGCACGCCGUUAAAGAGAAUUCACGCAUACUUGUUCAACGACGUCCUGAUGGUCGCGUCAUGGCUGGCGAACGGUGGCAGGCGCGGCCCGCCUAGGUACAAGAUGCAGGCGGUCUAUAAUCUAGAGAGCCUGGCGAUCGUCAACGUGAGGGAUCACGGCACUGUGAAGCUGGCGUUCAAACUGUUGGCGUUCUCCGACACGAGGGUGUUCCAGUGCCCCACGGCGACGAGUAAAAAAGAGUGGCUGGAUAAGUGCGAGCAAGCGAAAAGGGCGAAGCUGGCGGAGGAGAAUUCAGUCGACACGCCGGAUAACGAUAAGCAUCCGAAGGAGGACAAAGCCGUGCCGUCUCGUUCGAUGUCCUUGGAAUCGAAUACAUUAGGGAUGGACGACGACGAUGACUCGGAAUACUACGAGCCGCCGCCGGAGUGGGUGCUGGAAGUGGCCGAGGAUCUGGACUCGUGCAUAGCGCAACGUCACUUCGAGGAGGCUUACGGCUUGCUGGAGAAGGCGAAGGUUUACCUGAAGGACGCCCAAUCGACGCCGCUGCUGACGGACAUCCAGACGAAGGUGAACGAGAGAGGUUGCUCGCUGGUGAACGUGCUGACCAAGGAGCUGGAGUUGAGCGCGGACGCGAAGUCGCUGCAGGGUGGCGGUCUGCGAAGCGCUCGACGCGCGGUCAAGCUUCUGAUACAGCUGAACAGGAGCGCGCAAGCGUGCCACUUGUACCUGCGAUUGUGCAGCGCGGUGCUGAAGGCGCGGCUGAAGAGGAUCAAGCGGGAGGGCACGACCGUGGCUUACGUGAAGCAGCUCAGCGCGAUCGCCUUCAGCAAUAUAGUGGAGAUAGCGAGAGAAUUCCUGAAAACCUUCCCCAAAUCUACAAACUGCACUUCCGGCUUGGUUGUAUGGUGCAGUCAGGAGGUGAAGUAUUUAACGUCGCAUAUAGCUCAGCAGCUGUUUGUGCCGCAGGUCACGCUAAGCACACUGGUAGAAUGCAUUGUCGCCGUUCGAAGUCACUGUGAUCAGUUGACCCAGCUCGGCAUGGACUUUCGUUAUCAGUUAGACGGGCAACUCAGAUCACCGUUAGCCAAAGCUAUCCAGGACGCGGGUGAAAACUGUCUCGACACGGCGAAGCGUUACGUGGCGGAGGACACCUGGCGGCCGACCAAUCUGGAAACUAGUCAGAAUCUCCAGAAGCUGUUGACCGAGCUCGACGACCUCGGUAUCGGCGUGCCGUCGUUCCAAACGAACGACUGUUGGAUACCGUUGACGUACAACACGUUAACCUUCUCCAAGAUCUACGUCAGUCUGUUAGAGGACUGCCUUAGCGUAGCCACACCCGAGCUUAUAUCCACGAUAGACGGCGUGCUUGUGUCCGUGAUGCGAGUCCAAGUACAGCAUCUGAUCGUCUCGCUCACGGAUCCGAAGCUGAAGCAAGAGCGGAAAUUAGUACAAAAUAAUGCAGCCUAUGUUAGAGACGUGAUUAUCGUCCGGGGCCUGGAACUGUACAAAUCCACGACGAACCAGAAGUUCACGAAGCUGCUCGCUCUGAAGGAACAGAUCGUAUUCGAGUCCCCGUCGCCUACGAAGCCGAGACCGGCGCCGAGAACUUCAGUUCCUAAAUACUCCACCACGGAAUAUCUCUAAACUGGAAUGGAGAGACGUUCGAGUCGCUUUUUUGUUAAUUUGUAGACGAAGAUCAAAAAUUAUCGCAGGAACGAAUGCCUAUGCGCGAAUGUUUAUGCGUGCAUACGCGAGAGACGAUGUAUUAUAUUGUACAUAGGAGACCCAUAAUUUCUCUUCGGUAAUAAACACACGUAUCAUAGUGAGACGAUGUAGAAGUGGUUCGUUGCACUUCUAACGCAGGUAGACAUUAAAUCGUAAUGCCAUCGUAGAAACUUGUAGUACCUCGUAGACUACUUAACGGACACGGGAGAUUCGACAAGAAAAGAAAUCAGAUCGCGCGGUUUCCCUAACGGGUGCAAAAUGCAGUAAUUUGUAAUAACGUUGUAACAUAUCUACCAGUAUGUUGAAUUAUUUACAUUUAAUUGGAUAUAUAUGUAUAAUUUAUGUAUGCCUAUGAUUAUUUAUAUAAUAGCACUAUUUUGUACUGUUAUCGCUGCAA
Molecule: messenger RNA, 2802 nt
Organism: Wasmannia auropunctata (little fire ant)
Lineage: Eukaryota; Metazoa; Arthropoda; Insecta; Hymenoptera; Formicidae
Gene: Exo84
Product: exocyst complex component 8
Exons: 8
Coding region: 192-2324 (710 amino acids)
Biological process (GO): intracellular protein localization; exocytosis; Golgi to plasma membrane transport
Cellular component (GO): exocyst
Source: RefSeq, a predicted model, not a curated record